Messenger RNA from Castor canadensis (American beaver), 3765 nucleotides. RefSeq names its product inka box actin regulator 2 (gene Inka2). Gene Ontology annotation, cellular component: nucleus. NCBI's taxonomy places the organism in Eukaryota, Metazoa, Chordata, Mammalia, Rodentia, Castoridae. Gene Ontology annotation, molecular function: protein kinase binding; protein serine/threonine kinase inhibitor activity. The record is from RefSeq and is a predicted model, not a curated record.
GGGCAGAAGCUCGGCUCUGCGCUGCAAGAGGCGCGGAGCGCACGGCUAGAAACCCGCCGAGCGCGCCGUUUUCAGUGAGAUCGGUGUUCCCAACAGGGGACUCUCUCGUGGAGCCGAGCCCGGCAAAUGGGCGCAUGAGGAAAAGAGAACAGGGAAAUGGACUGCUAUUUGCGUCGCCUCAAACAGGAGCUGAUGUCCAUGAAGGAGGUGGGUGAUGGUUUGCAGGACCAGAUGAACUGCAUGAUGGGUGCAUUACAAGAAUUGAAGCUCCUGCAGGUGCAGACGGCUUUGGAACAGCUGGAGAUCUCUGGAGGGGGUCCUGUCCCCAGCUGCCCUGAAAGCCCACAGACAAAGCCUGAGCACCCUUGCUGGGAGGGUGGCGGAUGUCCCUCCAGGCCUUCUACUGGCUCCCCCUCCAGCCAACCCUCUUUUGGCAGCAGUACCAAGUUUCUGUGCCAUAGGAGUGUCUGUGGGAGAGAUGUCAGCCCCCUGCCCAGGACACAGCUGCCAGAGCACCAAAGCUGUGCUCAGCAGGGGCCUGAGCAGGUGGACCCGGAUGACUGGACCUCCACACUGAUGUCACGGGGCAGGAAUCGGCAGCCUCUGGUGUUAGGGGAUAAUGUUUUUGCAGACCUAGUAGGCAACUGGCUAGACUUGCCAGAACUGGAGAAAGGUGGGGAAAAGAGUGAGACUGAGGCGACAGGCGAGCCCAAAGCAGAGAAAGGUCAGCCUCGGGAGCUGGGCCGCAAGUUCGCUCUGACAGCGAACAUCUUUAGGAAGUUCUUGCGCAGUGUGCGGCCUGACCGUGACCGGCUCCUCAAGGAGAAGCCAGGCUGGGUGACACCAAUGGUCUCUGAGCCCCGAGUGGGACGUUCCCAGAAGGUCAAGAAGCGGAGCCAUUCCAAGGGCUCUGGACAUUUCCCCUUCCCAAGCACAGGGGAGCCCAGGCAAGGGGAAAACCCCUCAAGCAGCCCCAAGACCAUGGAGCCCUCGCCCUCGGGCUUUGACAUUAACACAGCUGUUUGGGUCUGAAUCCUAAAGACAGAAAAUUGGUUGAACUUAAAAGGGUAGUCUCAUUGCUGAGCCCUGGGGAAGAGGGAGGGCAGGUGGCAUGGCUUUCAGAAGCCCAAAUCCAAGUUCCUUCACCCAGAAGGGAGGGAGAAGCCAGAGUUCUCAGGCAGGGCUGACCAAGACACACAGGGCUGGCUAGUGGAGGAGGUAAGAGUUUCUGGAGAGAGAGUAUGUGUGUGCAUGGGAAAAAGUGAGUGUUGUGCUCGCUUUGGGGCUGGAGGCCAAGUAAGGGACUGGUAGAGAGGGGACCAGCAAAUACCUCUGACAUUCCUGGACUGCCCUCAAAGACCUCACUGAACAUUUUGUGUGAAAAAUGGCUCUGGGCCUCAGCUUCCCCAGAGAGGCCUCCCAUAAAGACCCAUCUCUGAUACCCUCAACCUUAUAACUUUACAUUUCUGGCAAGGCACUUAUGCAGGCCCUGUAUUGAAGCCCAGCCCUCCAGGGUGGGUGGAGCACCCCAGCCCUUCCUGUUGCCUUGGAAAUUUCAGCCCACCCCUGGAUCUUGAAACAUGGGAUGAACAAGGGCAGUGUGGGAAACCCUGAACACUCCUGGUCUUCUGGAAAGCACAAGGUAGGCGUGACCCAUUCUCCAUCCUGGAUAUGCUACCUGUCCCAAGAUCACAGGAGGUAGACCAGGCCAGGCCCACUGCAGGGUAGUCUGUGGACCCUGGAGUUAUACACACUGCCCCCCAGCAGCUCUGAGAGCCCCCAUCCCAACACUGACUCCUGUGCUUAACUCCCUUGCAGGGCAGAAGAUGUGAACUCAACAGUGAGGUGAGGGCGAGCCCAGCAUAAAUGCUAGCCCUAUCCUUUGGCUCCUCUGUGCUGGGCACAGUGAGGGGGCCAGGGCGGGACCAGGCUCUCCCAAAGCCGAUGGAGGUACCUGGUUGCAGUGAUCUGGCAUGCAGAUCCAGGACUGGGGAGGGCCCACCUUGGCCAGCCCUGACCCGAGGGAGAGGACAGUGUGGGCUCCUGCUCAGGCCAAAUCUGCCCAGGAAGUCACCCUUGCUUCUCCUCCUCCCCCUCCCACAGACCAUAGCUUAGCCUGACAGGGUGUGACAGUGGCAUGCUGCCUUCCCCACCACCCCCCGGGCUUUAAGAGACAAUUGAAGAAAAGUAACAAGAAAGUCUCUUCUGCCUGCAGCCUGGACCCCCAGGGGGUGAAGAUGAAGGGAGUGGGCUUAGAGACCAGUUGGGAGCCAGGAUGCAGUAGUCAUGGUUAGGCUCAUCCGCAAGUUCCCAUGCAGUCAAAUGGGAGAUGGUUAGGUUGGGGUGGAGUAAGCUAUCUAGGGAAUGAAAGGCCCAUUUUUUUUGAGCGGUUGCUAUUUGCCUGGCAGUGUGCACAGCAAAAGCUUAGAAGAAAUUAUUUCCCACAUACAUCAGUGGAAGCUCUUAGGAGGCCAGGGAUCAUGCAUGGUGCACAGAUCAGGCUGCUAGCAAGUGAAAGAACAGACUGGAAUCAGAACUAUCUGGUUCCCAAGCCCCUGCCCUUUUGGGUCUGCCUCUGCCUGGAGUUUGCCAGUUGAACCAGCUCUUUAUGUGCCCGUCCUUGUCCAUUCUGUGUUGUCUUCCCAAGAACUCUGACAUUUCAGUCUGUGUGAGGGGAUGUUGACAGUGGCAGUCUCUGGUAGUGGUGGUUAUGUAUGUGAUGCAUUUGAAGAGUUCACACACUGAUUUCCUGAGUUGAGGGGGCCACCCAGCAAAUUAUUUAAGAUGUCACCAGCAGAGUCUGGAAUGAUUCUAUAGGAAACUAAGCCACCUCUUGGCCAUUCAUCUGCAACCAUCAGUUUCAUGGACUGGCCAUAGUUCAGGUCAACUGAAGAACUCCUCCCAGGGCCUGGCAUUGUGAUAGAAACGGAGAAUGGAAAUGAAGACGCGAGAUGGAAAAGGACCCAGCUGCUGACCUCAAGGGGCUACAGUGGAAAAGAAAUAAGCAGACUCUUGACCAUCAACUAGCCAGCAGUCAUGAGACUGAAGACUCAUUUAACUUGGGCCAGAAAAAAAUAACUAGACAGAGACACCUGCCGCCAACAUAAUUCACAGGUGCCAGGAACCUUCAACAUGUGUUCUUAUUUCCUUUCACUACACUCUUAGAAGUGCUUGUUGUACUCUUAUUUUACAUGGAUAGGCUCAGAGAAGUUAACAACUUGUCCAAGAUUACACAGUGUGGGGCCAGGAUUGACAGUUUCCACUGAAGUUUCCAAUCUUGUGCUUUUCACAUUACCUGACAAACUGUAUUUGCGCCACAGCCAAAUCAAGAACAACAAAACCUGUCUUCCUCAUAGCUAAUAAAUAUCAGGCUGACUGUCUGAUGGAAGGAUUUUGCCUGGGUCUUGAAGGGUCUGAUGUAAUAUCCCACCAUGUCAUGAUUUACUGAUGGAAGAUUAUGGCAAUUAGUUUAUUUUCCUGUAAUUUUUACUUUUCUGACCCCCACCCCUGGGCUCCUGACAAUGAUGGUGGAUAUCUGUUUUACUGAAGCUGUGUGAGGAGGUGAAUGGGAAGACACAGAGUGCAAGCAGAGCAGGAAGCAGUGUGGUUCUUGGAGGGCAGUGAAAGUAGGAAGAGAGUGACAGCUUAAUUCUGCUUCUGGGCUCAUUUGAUGGUUAAUUAGGACAUGCAAAUGAGCUGGAAGCUCAGUUAAUAUCCUCCCUGGUGUGCAGGCCUGCCCCACACCUGGCUCAUUUCCCUGCAGGU